Molecule: messenger RNA, 3163 nt
Organism: Caenorhabditis elegans
Lineage: Eukaryota; Metazoa; Nematoda; Chromadorea; Rhabditida; Rhabditidae
Gene: rgl-1
Product: Ral guanine nucleotide dissociation stimulator-like 1
Exons: 11
Coding region: 75-2657 (860 amino acids)
Biological process (GO): signal transduction; small GTPase-mediated signal transduction
Molecular function (GO): guanyl-nucleotide exchange factor activity
Source: RefSeq, marked reviewed
GGCAUGACGGGUUGAAUAGAAUCAACAGGAUCAGUGAGAGAAACCAUCGUCAGAAGAACUCAGACCAAUCUUAAAUGGCUACGCGUUACUGGGGUGACGAAAAACACCCGGACGCAAUAUAUGCUGUAUAUUUACGUAAGGUUCGAUAUGUGCCGCCACAAGGAUACGAAGGUGUUCCGAGGUAUCGAGCAAUCGAUCCGGAUCGACCUAAAACUGAAAGCAGUGAAAUGUCGGGUGCAGACCAUUUGGAAUGGGAAUCCGUAAAAGAAAAAUUGAUCAAAGCUGGAACCGUCGAACGGCUUGUGGAAUGUCUGGUUGGCAGCGAUGACAUGAUGGAUUCGCGUCAUUUCAAUGUCUUUUUCGCAACUUAUCGUUCGUUCACCGAUUCUGCCAUAGUCUUGGACUGUUUGUUGCGGAGGUACGAAACACUGGAAAAUGAAGUGAACGGCAGCACAUCAGCUUUGUUGGUUCAAAACUCUAUCCGACAAAUUGUGAUGUGCUGGCUCGAAACAUAUCCAGAAGACUUUUAUGAUUCGGACAAAGAUUUCGCCAUGCUCAGCAGCCUUCUCGACUUUGGCGGUCGCAAUAAGCUCACCGAAUUACGGGCUAAAGCUCGAAAGCAAAGAGAAGUGUUCAAACGAAUCUAUGAUGAAGGUGGAAUGCAAGCCGCUCUUCCAUCACUUGGCCAGUACGUUGCUGACAUGGGAUUUGACCCUUCCGACUAUCCUAAUAAUAUCAAAGAGCGCGUCAAAAUGUUUGAUGUUGGAAAAGAGAAUUGCGUGCAAAUUGCCGAGCAACUGACGUUUUGGGAUGCGGCACUCUUCAAAGAAUUAUUAAUACACCAGUGCCAGGGAUGUGUUUGGUCGAAGCGGAGAACUGCUGGAGAACGAGUUUACACCGUGAAAGCUACGAUUGAACAGUUCAACUCAGUGUCUCAAAGAGUGAUGACAAGCAUUGUUCUACCGGAUUGCCGGCCCGAAUACCGCGCGAAGAUAAUCAGCAAGUGGAUCGACAUUGCACGCGAGUUGAGAGCUCUCAAGAAUUUUUCAUCCCUUAAAGCUGUUUUGUCAAGUCUUCAGUCUGAGCCUGUACAUCGGUUGAAAUCUGCCUGGAACUCAGUUCCAAACCGUUCCAUAUCACAAUUUCGAGAGCUAUCUUCGAUUUAUGAGACGGACGAAGAUGGAGAUCAAGGAAACGCGAGAAAGAUUCUAGAACAGGAGGGUACCGCGAAAAGCUCCCCACUUCGACGUCCACAACUUAUUCAAAAUUGCCGGCGGACAAAAAGUGAUGUGAACUUGGCCGAAUGUCAGGGAACGGUCCCAUAUUUGGGAAACUUUUUGACGGAUUUGGCAAUGGUUGAUGAGAGUACCCCGGAUUAUACACCAGAGAAUCUGAUAAAUUUUGAAAAGCGAAGGAAAGAGUUUGAAGUUCUUGCCAAGUUGCGACUAUUCCAGUCGGCGGCACGUGCUUAUAAUAUCCCGAUGGAUCGAAUGUUCUGCGCGUGGUUCUUCUUUCUGCCCUGCUUAGAUGAAAAUGAAUGUUUCAAUCGAUCGUUGGAGAUUGAGAAGCCUCCAAUGCACUCCACUCCAGAUCUUUCAUCAUCAAGAAUCAAUAGUAGCAUGCUGAGUAAUGGAUCACAAAGCACGCCGGUCAAAAACUCAACUUUGUCAAGGCUCUUCAAUUCAUCGAGGACUAGUGAGGAUAGCGGAAGUCACAAUGGUAACGGCACGUGGCAUCAACAUUCGCAUUCCUACUCUUCAUCUACAAACUCGCAAAUUCCAUCGAUAAACACUGGAAGUUCGCUGAACAUUUCCGACGGAGGAGUUCCACAGCACUCCCGCGAUAGUGGCCUGCAAUGUGAAGACUGGAUAGAUGGACGAUUGGAUGGUGGGCCGCCGGGGCCUGUACCACUUUCGGGAACAUCUACACUACCGCGUGGAUCUAAUACGAAUACGCCAUCUAGUGCAAACGCGUCGUGGACUGGUGGAAGCGAGUUCACGCCGUCUUCGCUGUUUCCCUACAGUCAUAGUAGGAGUAAAAGUGGAGAAUCGUCGUUGCAAGAAGUGAAGACUUCAAUGUCGACAAGAGCCAGUGCGGAUGGAACUAGUGGAACCCAAUCGCUGUCCCGGAGUGCUACACCUAUCAGAACGCGACUUGCCGAAGUAUUCGAUUCGAAAGUGUUUUCACAUCAGAAAAAGGGCAGCGACGCUUCAAGUUGCUCAUCUUCAUCUUCUCUCUCUGCAAAUGGAAAUUCGCAAGCACAAAAUUCGUUUUAUCUAGCAAGAGUCGGACUUGACGAUGAUCUUCAGAAUACUGACGGUGCAAAUUAUAAAUGCAUUAAGAUAGAAAAUGGAGAUCGAAUGCCGCAGUUGGUAGCUCGAGCGUUGGAAAAACAUUUGAUAGAGGAUGAUAAAAAUACGUAUCUGCUCGUGCAACUUUUGCCACGUGGCGGUGAAUUUGUCCUUCCCGAUAAUUGCAACCCAUUCUAUGCGAUGGCUCCGGACCCGACGUCGCCGAUGUUAAACUUAUUGUUAAGAAAACGUGACGGAAACGGGACCAUUGAAGGUGGUGCCUCACCACAGUUGGGUCCAUCGGCCAAAAAACUGAAUCGCAUGAAGCGAACCAACCUAUUGCGAUGGAGCAGUGGCUACUUGUAAAGCUCAGUCAUACUCUACACCGGUUAUUUUUGUUUAUAUUAGAAAAACCACACAGAAUUUAUAAGUUUUCUAUCUACAAGUACAUAUUAUAUUUGUUUCUGCAGUGCCAAGCAUAUCUUUAUUCAAGCAGGUUUUUUUUAAAGAAAAAAUGUUUGCAUAGAAAUAUGACUGACCCUUUUUUAUCUUUCUUUUCUACGGGUGUUUCAAGCAACAACAAAACUAUUAAGACGCCAUGUCUCUGCUUUCUUUAUGCGCACAUUUUUCAUAAUUAUGUGUUCUUUUCUCUGUGAUUUCUAUGUGCUCUUUCUGGCUCCGAGUCUACAAAUUUUAUAUGCCUUAUUUCUUUUUGAGUUCAACCCAAUUGCUCCAUGUUGAUGAUUAUUACAAUUGAAAAUGCAGGUGGUGUCAUGUCAAUUUACUUAACCCGAAUCAAGUUGUAUACCGAAUUAGUUAUUUAAAAAUGUUUUAAACUAUUUCCUUGUGAAUAAAUUUUAUUGUAUUUCAAA